AUGAACCUGUGGCGAUCUUUUUACUCUCUACUUCUAAUUGCAGUGGCAGCUACUGGCUCGAUCAGAGCUGAUAUGGAGCUCGCAGUGGGGGGAAUGUUUCCAGCCAGCAACACCAUUCCUGUGACAGUUUACAUUCCCCCGGAGGCGUACGAUAUUUACAAACAGCAGGGCAUAGAAAUCGUGUCAAAAGUAAACUUGGUUUUCAAAAUGGUAGAGCUGGGGAUAAACAAGGCAAUGAAAGAAAUAAAAAGCGAGAGAGUAUUUAGCAUUGUGCCGAGGAUCAGGAAGCCUUCUCUAGACCCAAGGCACAGAGUAUGUCCAAGCACCCUUAGCCAAAUGGCUAUAUUUCUCUCUCGAGUGUACGAUGAGUCUGGGGGCAAUAACUCUUUCAUUUUUAUUACGCCCUGUCCUCUGCUGGAGCUUCGCAAGAAAGUCAGAAGAUUAAGGCAGCCAGACUUUUACAUAUCGCAGCGCAUAAACGGAACACACAAGACGAUGAACCUGGUGUCAAUUGAGAUAGAGCCAGCAACCAUGAUAUCCACUUUAUCCAGAGCCAUAUUAAAGGCAUGCGAUUUAACGGACAUAGAGCCUCUUUCAGUGAUAUCAGCCAUGGACGUAUCAAACGGUCUGUCUUUUGGGGUCAGCAUAAGGAAAGAAACAGCACAGGAGAUGAUUCUUAAAGAGUACUCUUGA
Nematocida minor is the source of this 693-nucleotide messenger RNA. RefSeq lists its product as uncharacterized. The record is from RefSeq and is a predicted model, not a curated record. NCBI's taxonomy places the organism in Eukaryota, Fungi, Microsporidia. The coding region runs from base 1 to 693 and encodes 230 amino acids. The transcript has a single exon.